AUGUCAAAUGCAAACGAUGGUAUAAAUUUAGAGAGAUUGGAGACGAUCGGUGAUAGUUUCUUAAAGUUCGCCAUAACGGCUUAUUUGUACUGCGCCCAUCCGACGGUGCACGAAGGGAAACUCAGCCACAUGAGAAGCAAACAGGUAUCGAACCUGAACCUGUACCGUCUCGGGCGCGGUCGCCGUUUGGGCGCGCGCAUGACCGCCACCAAGUUCGAACCGCACGACAACUGGUUGCCGCCAUGCCAUAGACCACCACAUAACCAACACAACAAGGAACAAAAUCCCGAACAGAACCCGAAUCAUCCCGACGGAGCCGUUGAUAAUUCUGGAUGUUUCAUACCGUACAAUCUCAUCACGCAACACAGUAUACCCGAUAAAUCAAUAGCCGAUUGUGUGGAAGCAUUGAUAGGCGCGUACCUACUGGAAUGCGGACCGCGUGGUGCGUUGUUAUUUAUGUCGUGGCUGGGAAUAAGGGUACUGCCAAGACACGUGUUGCCACUGCCCCCCACGCAUCCGUACGUGAUAGCCGAGGAAAAUCGCACUCAGAAGAAAUCGGACCCGCAACCGGCUAAGACCAAUCACCGCGAGCCGACAGACUCGGAAUCCUCCUGUUCGGAAGAGGAUGAGCCCUGGCAACAGGAAGAAGACGCGCCGCCGGAAGAAGACUGGAGUUGGCCGGAUAGACCAGUGGGGUCUUUACGACCGCACAAGAAUCAACAAGGACAGUGGGUACAGCCAAUAUUCGGUGAGCUGAAGGCGCCACCUUCUCCGUUACUCAGGUACAUCGAAGAUCCAGAAGGAGAACUGGAGAGGAUGCUAUCAGGUUAUGACGCAUUAGAGAGGACUUUGCAGUACAGGUUCAGAGACAGGUCUCUGUUACUUCAAGCUCUCACCCACGCGUCACAUCAGACGAACAGAUUGACGGACUGCUAUCAGAGAUUAGAGUUUUUGGGUGAUGCUGUACUCGAUUAUCUCAUAACUCGCCACUUAUACGAAGACGCCCGCCGUCACUCACCCGGAGCCUUAACAGAUUUGCGUUCGGCUCUAGUCAAUAAUACAAUAUUCGCUACGUUGGCAGCUAGACAUGGAUUUCACAAGUACUUCCGACACAUGUCGCCUGGCCUCAACGAGGUAUUAUCUAAGUACGUAAAGAUACAAGAAGAGAACGGACAUUCGAUAAGCGAAGAGCAUUACUUAAUUCAAGAAGAUGAAAUGGAGCAAGCGGAAGAUGUGGAAGUGCCAAAAGCUUUGGGCGAUCUAUUCGAAUCCGUAGCCGGAGCUAUAUUCCUUGAUUCCGGCAUGUCAUUGGGUGCCGUAUGGAAAUCAUACGUUAACCUGAUGGGUGCUGAACUGGAAGCGUUCAGUGCGGCCGCACCUAAAUCACCAGUACGUGAACUGCUGGAGGCCGAACCGGACACUGCCAAGUUUGGUAAACCGGAACGCCUGGCAGACGGUAGACGUGUACGAGUCUGCGUGGAGGUAUUCGGUCGAGGUGCUUUCAAAGGUGUCGGAAGAAAUUAUCGUAUAGCCAAAGGGACCGCAGCGAGAUGUGCUUUGAGACAUCUAAGAAUACAUAGAGCGAGAUAG
Diatraea saccharalis (sugarcane borer) is the source of this 1590-nucleotide messenger RNA. Lineage: Eukaryota; Metazoa; Arthropoda; Insecta; Lepidoptera; Crambidae. The record is from the annotation of a GenBank genome assembly.